Molecule: messenger RNA, 870 nt
Organism: Scleropages formosus (Asian bonytongue)
Lineage: Eukaryota; Metazoa; Chordata; Actinopteri; Osteoglossiformes; Osteoglossidae
Exons: 8
Coding region: 83-859 (258 amino acids)
Source: RefSeq, a predicted model, not a curated record
GCUGUUCGACGCGCUCCCUGCUGCAUGCUCAAGCGCGUGCGUGUGCGCGCGCACGCACAGUGUGUGUUGGCUGCGCUGCGCCAUGGCCGCCGUGAGCAUCACGGAGCCUCUCUGCAAACCCACAGUGUAUGACGGCAGAUUCAGAGUGGAGCUGCAUGUGAAAAAGCCCCUGAUGCCCAUCCACUUGAGCAAGAAGCAGGUGCGACUGGAGAUGCUGUGUCUCUGCAGCCAGCUGGACCUUCUCAUUAGGGCUCAGUUUCAAGAGCAGCUCAAACAAGAUUGCAGCCCCGUGGAGUCGGACGCUUUCCGCCGAGAAGCUGCUGAGGUCAUGGAGAAGAUGAUCCUUUGCCUGGAACACCUACCUGAGCCUGUUCCUCAGCUGGAGGACUACCUGGAUGCAGUGGGACUGUCGACCAUGUUCCCACGGGUGGAGGUCUUCAUUAUCCAUGGAAGUCCAGUGGACAUGCUGGAAAAGCCUGUCAUGGACGAUUAUUUUCCACACAUCGGGAAGCUGAACCAGUUGCUCGUUCUCAGCCAGCAGCUUGAGGACGAUGUGCAGCACCUGGGGAGUCAUAAGUACAUCGCCCAUCAGCUGUCCGUCAUUUACCACGUUCUCAGCUCCUUCAAAGGCAUCUUGCCAUUAUCAGUUUUGAAGAGGGACAUUGAGGCCAACUUCAAAAAUCUGAAAAUGGCUCUUGUGACGGAAGAAGGUUCAAAGCAGGAGCCCCAGUUACCAGCACACUAUGCGAACUGGAUACUAGAUGUGACUCAUGGCAUUAUAUCCACUGUGUCCACACUGCCUGAAGAACUGACCCAAGACCUCAGCCUAGCCAUGGGUUUUGUGUCCAACCUCACCUGACCAGGGUUGCC